CCUGCGUUUGCGUUUGCGUUCACGUUCAACCAUGGUCUGUUCCUGGAGCAGCCAGUGACAAGACCAUGUAUACUGCUCAACCAACCCGUCCGUCGCCAUAUGCGCCUACACCCUACAGCUAUACUCCUAAUACCACCUUGUCUGCGAAGAUCAACCUGGAUGAAGAGGUCAAACUGUUUGAUUCGGCCGCCGAGCGAGAUCUCAUUGAUUCCCUAGCCGAGAUCUACAGUAUCAUCCGCACCAUUGAUGGCCUGGAGAAGGCCUACAUUAAAGAUGCAUUGCCUGAAAAUGAAUACUCAGACAUGUGCUCCAAACUGCUCAGACAGUACCGGUCCAUCUUGAACGACGAAGAUGUGUCGCGCGAGUUUGGCGACCUGGACACCUUUAGCAAGAAAUGGGACAUUGAGUGUCCUCGUGCAAGAGAAAGAUUGAAAGUUGGUCUGACGGCCGAUGAAGUUCAUACACGUCCUGCAGCUGCACCAGGACAGGUUCCCGCAGCCAAUAACUCGAGUGGUUUCUCAGGAAGUUUGAUCUUGGUGGCCACCGAGAACUUCAUUACCUUCCUCGAUGCCCUUCGCCUGAACAUGGUGUCGAAAUCUGCCCUCCAUCCUCUACUGUCUGAUGUCAUCCAAUCCGUGAACAAGGUCACCGAUCAGGAUUUCGAACACCGAGGCAAGAUCAUCCAGUGGCUCAUCACGCUCAAUCAGAUGAAGACUGCAGAGGAGCUCAGUGACGAACAGGCACAUGAUUUGGCAUUUGACAUGGAGCAAGCAUACAAUGGAUUCAAGUCAAUAAUCCGAUGAAGCUGUCAAGUUGGAGUCAGCAUAUCUCGUUUGACAGAUCUUGGCCUCCAUUGACUCUGACAAAUGGUUGAGAUGGAUCCUUGAAGGUUUACAAGAGCCAUGUUGACUGAAAGAUGAUGGGCAUGGCUAGCAUGAAGGUCGGGGACUGGCGUGCAGGAAGGACCAUUGGUCUUGAUAUCCUAGGUCACGUGGUCAACUGGUCUGGUGCUCAUGCGUUGUCACUCUGGCUGAAGCCAUGAGGGCGGAGGUCGGUGAUUGUUUCACAUUCAAAACGCAUGUGCAACAAGCAAACAAUCAAGCCUAUCUACCCGAUUUCUUUGCUACCAUGGCAAGAUGGACCGGCCAGCCAAAAAUCUAGGAGGGGCGCACUGGCCGUGACAGCGCCAAAAAUACCAAGCAUCGGGGCUUGAAUACCAACCACAGUGACCGAGCGCACGAGCCAACAACAAUAAUGGGAGUUUAGGUCAAACCCUCACCCACCCAGUACCAGGCAGCCUGGUAGCGAGCCGUGGUCUCAUUGAGACCUCGUGUCGAAUUCAAUAUAUCGGAGUUGGGACCUGAAUCGGUGUGAUUAAACGGCACAACACCCCCAGCAACAACCUUCUCCUUCCGCUGUCACCACAACUAAUAGAUUGUGAUGAGGGUAUUAGAGAGCUGGGAGUUGUGUGUGUUAUUUUCCAUGGAACAAGAGGAUGGCAACGGUUGGAGCAAGGGAAGAGAUGGUCAGUCUACACCGCAGGCUUGAUUAUGGGUAGUCGCUGGUCUGAUCGUUGCUUAUACCAGACAAGAUCUUACUUGGAGUCUCAGGAUCUAUGUAUUGGGUAUAGGAAUACGAAUAGGCAGUGAUUGCUGUGGCGAGUUCGUGCAGUACUUUGUGCAGUACUCAGGUCCUGUCUAGAGUCCAGAAGACCUCAUUAUGGGGAAACCUACGUCUGAUGAUCAUGUUCAAUUCAAUGAACUCUCCCUUUCACGUCCCUG
This is a messenger RNA of Exophiala mesophila, 1781 nucleotides long. RefSeq lists its product as uncharacterized. Bases 66 to 803 code for a protein of 245 amino acids. The record is from RefSeq and is a predicted model, not a curated record. Gene Ontology annotation, molecular function: protein-containing complex binding. Gene Ontology annotation, cellular component: ESCRT I complex. Gene Ontology annotation, biological process: protein transport to vacuole involved in ubiquitin-dependent protein catabolic process via the multivesicular body sorting pathway. The transcript has a single exon. NCBI's taxonomy places the organism in Eukaryota, Fungi, Ascomycota, Eurotiomycetes, Chaetothyriales, Herpotrichiellaceae.